Molecule: messenger RNA, 1714 nt
Organism: Dermacentor andersoni
Lineage: Eukaryota; Metazoa; Arthropoda; Arachnida; Ixodida; Ixodidae
Source: RefSeq, a predicted model, not a curated record
UCUGACGACGCCUGGCGUUGCCAGCGGAACGCGCAGCACAGGCCGAUAGCCGACCAGACGUACAACCUCAACGGUGACUAUUCCAGCGGUACACUUAGUCACCUGCACCUGGGGCCCACAAGCAGCAUCGAUCACAAAAAGCCCUGCAGAAGCCGCGCUGGAAUGGUGGAGGCAUCUGCAAGUUUACAAUGCGGAGCCAGGAAUCCUCAGACCACGUGGUUUCAUCAAAGCAACACGCAGUACUACCCGACUGCAGGCACAUCCACCAUCCAGGGGUAUGCACACGACAGAGAAACCGGAAGCACCAGUUUCACACUUCCAUUCUACAGCAGCAGUGGCGGUGGAAAAUACGCAGUGGCCAGUACAAGCCACGUGGGCACGGAGGAAGCAUCGGGAAUUCUGGGAAAUGAUGCUAGAAUUCCUGACGCCACCAGCGCUGAGCCAUGGAGUACGCAGUACUACGCAGCUCGUGGCACAACUACAGUCUCCGGCCAUACACAUGUCACUGAAGGUGGAAUCACCAGUUCCCCGCCUAUGGUGUCCAGCAGCAGUGUCAAUCACGCACAGCCCAGUACAAGCCGCGCUGGCAUGGAGGAAGCAUCGGCCGUUCCGGAAAACAUCGCUAUGAAUGCUCCUGGAACAGGAGGAACAGAACAGCGAGAGUUGUGCGGUGUCUGUGGCACUGUAUCGAGCAGACCGGACGCCUUUCACGGGCACGCCAAGGAACACACGGAUGACACAGCCCAGAUUUGCAAAGCCUGUGAUCAAUCGUCUGCGAAGAUGUCUAAGUCUGUCGAGCAUUGCCGCAACCUCACUGGCAAAAAACACAAAUGCGAAGCCUGUGGCAAACACUUCCACCGGGCUUAUGAUCUAGCUCAACAUCAGUGUGCGGACACAGACGAGAGACCCUACAAAUGCAAUAUGUGUCAAAAAUCGUUCCGGCAUUCUUAUAAUCUAAAAAUCCAUAAGCGCACUCAUACAGACGAGAGACCCCACAAAUGUCAAAUAUGCGCUAAAUCGUUUCGGCAGUCUAGUCAUCUAGAUAACCAUAAGCGCACCCAUACAGACGAGAGACCCUACAAAUGCCAAAUAUGUAAUAAAUCGUUCCGGGAGUCUGGUCACCUAGAUAACCAUAAGCGCCAGCACACAGGUGAGAAACCCUACAUUUGCAAAACAUGCGGUAAAUCAUACGCACGGGCGGAAAGUCUGCAUAGGCAUGAGCACGCUCACGCAGAGGAGAAACCUCAUGCAUGCCAAAAAUGUAGUAAUCAUUUGAAAGCAAGUAUAACCUCAAGGGACAUGUAGACUACCAAUGUGAAGACAGCGCUUUUGUUUGCGAAAUCUGUGAUCGAUUCUUUAUGAACAAUUCGACUCAUCUUCGUCACCGCCGAACAAAGCACGUGGAUAGAACACCGCAUGAGUGUACGCAUUGCGGUUGUCGUUUUGCAGACAACGAAACACGCGAUAGGCAUGUGUGCCAGAAGGAACGCAAGAUGUGAACGAUGCCGUCUGGUUUUUCGAAUAUGCGCGACAAGACCUCGACGCCAGAAGUAUUUUGAUUGCCUCAAUAUCGAAAAACAGUGCAGGUCUUGGCCAGCGCUCACUGUUCCGUGAACUGUGUUGUUGGUGAACGUCGCUUAAACCAACUGACUUUCAGAUAAACCCUAAUUGGCUGCAAGAUAGUGUUUUGUGUAAUUAGAUGCUGAAAUCUCCA